CAUGCCCAGUCUAACCUUAGCAUCUUCGACACACCGCUGGAAGGGCAGACUAGGAGCACAGGAGGAAAAGAAGAGGAAUUCAGCCAAAUUUUAGCUGUUUUGUUUCCUGCUUGAACAAAACACAUUUAUCGAACAGCUACAGGGAAAUAACUGCAGAGCAGAACAGUCAUGGAAACCAAAUUUCUUCACUGAGAAAUCUAAGAAGUCAUUUUGUCUCCAGAAGACUCAGUUCCAAAUAAGAAAAGGAAUGGAAAAUACUAACACUGAAGAAAAUGAGAAAUCAAAGUUAUAUCAAAACGUUGACAACUGGACAAAAGAGCAAGUUAGACAAUGGGCUAUCAAAGAAGUUAAGAUUGACAAGAAGUAUGCAGAAAUUCUGUUUAACCAAGAUAUAGCUGGUUCUACUUUGAGACUGUUAACUAAAAAUGAUCUUGUAGAUAUGGGCAUAACUCAUGGGCCUGCUCUUCAAAUUAUUCAUGUCCUGAGACAGAAUAAUAUUCUACCUGACAGUUCAAACCAAGCUGUGAGACAAGAAGACACCAAACAUGAUCUUGAUGGCAAAGGAGAAGACGAAGAAAUUGCAAAGAAAGCAUGCAAGGAGAAAUACAGGUCAUUUAAUCCCAGUGUAUCACAGAAUUCUGAGACUGAGCCCCUAGAAGACAAAGUCGCAAAAACGUCAGAUGGCAAAAAGGAUGUAUCAGAGAAAUCACUGUCAAGCAACCAGCACCCAGCCAGAAAGACUUGUAUGCCACAUCCUUUUGAUAAUUUCAGUGAUGGUGCUCGAUAUACAUACCAUAAUAUUCUUAAUAUCCCUGAAACAGGACCGCUCAAUCUCAUCGACCCAGCACAUGAAUUCAAAUUACUCACCAACACAGAUAAGGCACAAGAAGAAAAUAUUAUGAUAAAAUUUAGCAAUGAAGUCUUUAGAUUUGCUUCAGCCUGCAUGAACUCUCGCACAAAUGGUACUAUCCAUUUUGGAGUUCGUGAUGAUCCACAUGGGGAAAUUGAAGGAAUAAAAGUUACCAACAAAGAAGCAUAUAUUGACCAUUUUAAUAAAUACAUUGGAAAGUACUUUCCUGAGAAGUACACUGAGAUUGCAAAAGCUUGCAUUAGACAACCUAGAUUUGUAGAAAUAUUAUUACAAAAUGGAACUCUAUCAGAUAACUUUGUCAUUGAAAUAGAUAUAGUUCCAAAACACUCCCUCUGUGAUACAAAAUAUUUCUCAACCCACACAUAUGAAUACAAAAGUAAGGGCUGGAACAAGGCUUUCUUCAUCCGGGAUGGAGCUAGUUCCAAAAAUAUCAUUCAAAAUUCAAAAGAACUAGAACUGUUUAAAUCUACCUUGACAUCUUUAGCAGAUUCUCGUAAAAACGCAGAGGCAGAAUAUAUCCUAAAGCAAAAGAAGAUAGGGAAUGAAGGACUAAAACUAGUUAGUCUGCUUACUGGUAACAGGGACUUGCUAGAAGACUCUUAUUAUGACUACUAUAUUUUAGUAACAAACAAGUGCCAUUCAAGUCAAAUGAUGCACUUAGACUUCUUGCAGGAAAUAAAAUGGUUUGCUGUGCUUGACUUCGAUUUUGAAUCAGAAAUGAACGGCGUAUGUAAAACCUACCAAAAAAAUCGAAAUGCCAAACUUUGCUUCCCAGAACAUUAUCAAAACAAGGAGGGUUCCAUUUCUGAACAAGCUGAAAAGCGAAAUCUGCAUCAGGAGACCAACUGGAUUUUCUGCAAUGGCAGAUCAGGCUUUGAAGGCAAUAAGCACCCACCACUAGAUCCUCCCUCAUGGCAACGAGACAGGGCUGCUGAUGUUAGAAAAUUAAUUUCAUUUCUUUCACACAAAGAUGUAAAACAGAGUGGGAAGUUUUUAAUAGUGUUUCUUUUGCUUUCCACAGUGGAAGAUUCAACGGAUCCCCUUACUGAGACAUUUAUUACAUUUUACCAAGAAUUAAAGGGACUAGAAGACAUGCUCUGCAUUUGCACUGGCCCAGGUACAUAUCAGCGAUGGAAAGAUCUUCUGCAUGCUAGAGGCAUUAGUGAGGAAGAGCUUUCAGCCAAAUGUGUUUCUAAUUUAACCCUAGAAAUGGUAAAUGGUACUAUCACAAAAUUAAAAUCAGUGACACAAUCUUCUGAAAGACUUCUACCCUCUGCUGGUGGUUCUACUGUUCUUCUAAAGAAGGAAGAAGACUCCAUGGCAGCAUUAGAAAUCCUUUGUGAAAAUGAAUGCAAAGACACAGAGAUAGAGAAGGAUGAAGAGCAAUUUAAAAAAUUCCUGAAAGAACGGGAAGAAGAUUUUUAUCGAGGUGGUAAAGUGUCAUGGUGGAAUUUUUACUUCUCUUCUGAAAAUUAUACCUCAGAUUUUAUCAGAAGGGACGGUUAUGAAAAGCUCAAACAGCUAGUUACGUCUUCAUCUAACAGUACUAACCAAUCACCUGUAAAAAUUAUCAACCUUUAUCACCACCCAGGCUGUGGUGGGACAACAUUAGCCAUGCACAUCCUCUGGGAUCUCCGGAAGCAAUUCAGAUGUGCUGUUCUGAAAAACAAAACAAAUGAUUUUGAAACACAGCUGACAACUUUAAUCACCUAUGGAGCAAACAACUCUACAGGCUAUACACCAGUGUUACUUCUUGUGGAUGAUUUUGAAGAGCAAGAAAACAUCUAUGUUCUGCAGAAAGAAAUUCAGAAAGCUAUAACAGAAAAACACAUUCACUGUGCAAAUCCUUUAGUGAUCAUUCUAAAUUGUAUGAGAUCUCAGAAUCCUGAUGAAAAUUCAACUAUCAAUUCCUUGAACAGUAUUUCUCUAAAACAUCUGCUUUCUCAAAAAGAGCAAAGGGCUUUUGAUCAGAAACUAAAAGACAUUGAAAAGCAGCAUUCAAAUCCUGACAAUUUCUAUUCAUUUAUGAUUAUGAAGAAAAACUUUGAUCCACAGUACAUUGAAACAGUGGUAAAAAAUACCUUGAAUAACUUGGAUACUACCACUAAACCAGCACAACUUAUUUACUAUUUAGCACUGUUAAACUCCUAUGUAAGUACAUCUACAGUUUCAAUAUCACUAUGUGAAGAAUUCUUAGGAAUUAAUUCUCAAGAGAUUGGCUGCAAUAAAGAUAAACUGAUAGAAAAGAUGGGAAUUUGUUCCAAUAUUCUAAAAUAUGCUCAGGUACAGGAAUGCAUGAGAUACAGAGGUCUGCGUAUCAUUCACCCCUUGAUAGCAUGUCGCUGUCUAACAGAAUUGAAACUAACCUAUGACUUGUCUAAAAGUGAAAUUGCUUUGCGGUUAUUGAAAGAGGAUUUAUUUUAUGAGACUUCAUUAAAGAAAGACAAGCUUAUUCGUGAUAUACAAACCAUGCUGAUUACUAGACAGCGUAAGGAGCAUGGUGAUGAGUCAGAUACAUUGUUUGCCCCAUUAAUUGAAGCCAUUCAUAAGGAAGAAGACUGUGCUAAAGUGGAAUAUGUGUUGAAACAAGGAUCCUCUAGAUUUACGCAAAAUAGUCUCAUUUGCCAAGCCUUAGCAAGAUACUUCUACAUUAAAGAAAAGAAUUUUGACUCUGCAUUGCACUGGGCCAAAGAAGCCAAAGAAAGAGCACCACACAAUUCAUACAUAUCAGAUACAUUAGGUCAAGUCUAUAAAAGUAAGCUAAGAUACUGGGUAGAACGCAAAACAAAAAGUGCAGACAUGACAGCUGAGGAACUGAAAUAUAUGCUGGAACUUGCUCAGAAUGCCUCACAAGCUUUCAGAGAAUCUCAGCAGCAAGCUGAAAAUGCAGACACUGAACCAAAUUUGCAGCAUCCAAAGCUUAAAAAAAGGUUUCACACAUACAAUACUGCUGGUUAUCAGGGAGAAAUAGAAACUUGUCUUUAUGUUAGUGAUGUACUUCAGCAUGUUCCUGUUUUCAGCAAAGACCAAUGGUGUAGAAAAAAUUUGGCAAUGUAUCUAUCAGGAAAUAGUCCUUUGAAGACAGAUACCCCUGCCACAGACAAUGAAAUGUUUGAGGCCCUUACACUUUAUUCCAGCUUUUUAAAUGUUUUGCAAUCACGUUUGAAAAGGGCAUUUGACUUUUUUGAAGACUACUUUGUCUUUUUCAAAACACAGACCAAUGAAAAAGAAAUUUUAGAAGCAAAAAUAUAUGAGAAGGUUCAAGAAUGUUUUACCAAAUACAUAAGAUUAUUUUGCGAUUCCAAUUUUGAGCAACUGAAAAAUGAACAGGUCUCAAAGUGGCCCUUGCCUCGGCGUAGGAAAGCAUACCGUGACAGUCUGGAGGCUUCUAAAGCAGACUCAUUUUCUGGACUUUUGGAAUACCUCCACAGAAAUCGCAGAAAUGCUCACACAGAACUAGAAGACAUAGUAGCUGCAUAUGAAUUUUUGUGUGAGGAGAAUUCAGAAGCAACUCUGAAAGAAAAACAGAAUUUGAUUUUGGCAAAUGUUGUUCUCAAGUGCAUUAAACCUAAAUCCACCAAGCUGUAUCUUUUUCAGGAGCUGAGAAAUCAACUUCGAAAUAUUCUACAGAAAGUGGAACUGACUUCACAGUGUGUAGAGCCUUUCUUCCUAGCCUCCUUGUUAUUCUGGCCUGAAAAUAGAAAACAACUAAAUGAAGAUUCCAGGAAAAUGGCAAGCUACAUUACACAUUUACAUGACUCUUUCAAAGAGCACUAUGGAACCCUGCGUCGUUCCAAGCUACCUCAGGCUCAUUUCUAUCUUGGGAAAGGCACUGGCCUGAACAGAUUUGUUCACAAAGGAAAAAUAGAUCAGUUCUUUCCUUCACUUUCAGAACAGCAAUUGAAUUCCCUCUGGCAGAGUGGAAAUAUCUGGAAGGAAAAGGCUGUUCAAAAUCUUUUGCUUCCUCUGGAUGGAAGAGCUGAGGGUAAGGUUAUCUAUGUAGACUAUGGCAGUAAUGAAAUCUUGAGGAUACCGGUGCAACCGGUUCCCUCAUGCCUGUUGAAAAAUGGCCCAAACAUAGAAAGAGUGUCUUUUUACCUUGGGUUUUCCAUCGCUGGUCUCCUGGCAUACAACACUGAAAGUCUGUCAUUAAAACAAUAGGUAUUCCAGUGUUGCUGCCAGAAGGCUUCUUUAGACAGAGCUGUCCUUAACAUUUUUUUGUCAACAAUUGCAAGUGACAACUUCUCGCUAUCCAUUAUAUUUCAUUCCUCAUUAUGUUAGUCUUUCAGUCCCAUGAAGAAUUGUCUCCCUACUAUCAUAAUCACUGUUUGGACAAUCAAUCAGACUGAAAUAUUAGUGCAGUUAUUUCUAUAAACUUGUCGGUACUGCUCAAAGUUCUUCUUUGGUUGAUGUAAACAUGAGAAACCAUUCAGAAAAGAAAAGAGAAUUCUGAAAAAUACUUUGAAAAUGCAAUGAUAAGGUGAAAUACCAUCUCUUUUAAGAACCUUGCUAUCUUGCUAGCUUUUUUGCCGCUAUUCCUAAGGAAGGAUACGUCACUAUCCUCAUGUUUCUGUGCAAGCAAUGGACCUAAAUUAAUAACCCAGUUGUACAUCUUGUGUGAGGACAGAAGCACUAGUCUUUUCCCUUCUCAGGGCAUUUCCAAAGGUGUGAGUACCAAAAAUACAGCAAUUUUCUGCUCUAUAGUAAAAACACACAUACCAGUUGGCAUUUGAAGCCAAUAUUAAAUAUAUUUUUUUCUUUUUUGGUGGGUCUGCUACUGCUUUAUAUAAAAUUGAUUGGGUCUUUCUUUUCAUUAUAAAUUCCAUGAGUACCAGCAAUAGAUUUCUUAUCAAGUUUGAUCCUUGCAAAUGCAUGCAAUUAAAAUCUUUAAAAUGGUCAUUGAUUGCAUGCAUUAACUUCCUCAUGUAUAGAAUUGCCUGCUGUGUUAAGACAAAAUUAAUGAUCCAAAAAAGUAAAAUAUAUUGGUUUGGAGCACCAGAAACAAGUCAGUACUAUCUGGGAGGUCAAAAUAACCAGAGGAGUUCAAUGCAAUAACCUACCUGAGUAGGCAGUAUCUUUGAUCAGCCCACCAGCCCUCUUAGUUCUUAGACUCAGGCAAGGCGGUAGGCAAAAUAAGUGACACAUCAGCAGAAGAUUAAUACAACCAAAUUGACAACAAGAAAAAAAAAUAAACUUGCAGACCACAGUUUACAUCUACAGUCAUGUGCAUGGAAGAAAAUCCUUCAUGCAAAUGACUGAGAUGCAUAUUGAGUCAUGAAAAUUCUUUUAUCAGUUGAAGUCUGUGCACAGACAGAUAACUCCAUCUGUAUGAGUAACUUCUUUCAUUAUUUUAGAUUCGAUUGCUUCAAGUGUUACUUGAGAGUAUGCUCUGGGAUAGGAUUAUGCAACAUAUUUAUUCUGCUAUAGUGCAGCUCUUUUAGUUGCAAAUAAGGAAAAGGAGGUUUAUUAUAUAAUCCAGACUGCUCUUUAACUCUAGCCAAAAUAUAUUUCUCUUGGUGACUACCUGUAACAGUGAGUUUCUCUCACUGACUCUACACGUCAUGUUAUCCUGUAUCCACUUUGUUUCUAACUUUGUUUUUAUUACAUAUAGCAUAUUAUAUGAACUUUUCAUAGUAAUUGAUUAUUUGUUAUACUUAGUUCUUAGGAUAUCGCUGUACAAUUUAACAAUCACUAAACUAUCUAUCUUUCCAAACAAAGUUUUACAGCAAGAAAUUUGCCAUGUCUUCAUGGCAAAUGAAGACUUUGGUCUCCAUUUCAGUCAGUCGCAUCUCUUCAGUCACAUCUAAGAAUUACAAGGGGUUUUUUGUGCUCAAACUCAGAUGAGCUGUAUAGUAUGGACGUUUAGUAAUAAACUGUAGGAUUUUGCAGAGUGUACUACAUGCUAGGCACUUCACUACAUGCCUGUGUGAAUUUACAGAAGUAUAGAUUUUAUUAUUUUUAUAUAUGUUUGUUAUAAAAUUGUAUUUUUAUCAGCAGUAGCUCAUUAAUACAAAUAUUUGAUAACAUCUUUAAUUGUGCAAAUUAUGAACUGUAUUUGAUGAUAUGUAUCACAUACAACAGCUGGUACAACUGUUUUUAACUAGUAUUUCCUAUUACUUUCCUUUACUUUGCAAGACCAUUUUCUUCUUGCUUCGUAACUCUGUUAAUCUUUGCAUUUUGAAAACUAAACUCUCCCAUGCCAAAUAUCUGCCUCAGAAUUAUUUUGUGUUAAUUAAAGCCAAAGGGCUCAGUAACUUCCAAGAGUGAGGUCUGGAAAAAAAUACGUCAUAUUGUCCAUGUUAAACAAUUCUACCAACUUUUUCCAGCCUACUCAGGCAUUCUUUUGAGUAGGGGUUUUACUCUGGUAGGAGAAAAAAGGUAGAGGUGAGGGGAAAUAUGUCUGCUUGAGCCUACUUUCACCAAGUUGUAAGGCCUGAAAAGACUGCCAUUUAUAUAUGGGCAUAUACAAACUUAGAUUUUAACAGCAGAGUUUAUACACACAAGGCAGUCCCAGAAGUUGCAGGUCUGGGCUGCAAACGGCCAGGUCCAAACUGAGAGCUCACCCUUGUGCUUUCAGUGCUGAGCCUUGAAACCUGGAGGAAAGAGCUUGAUUCAAAUGUACAGGAGCCAAAGCCAAGGUCUGCAAGAAGGUGGGAGGAAGGUGGGGAAGACCAAGAAGCUCAAUCUGGCUUUUGUGGAUCAUGGUAACAGUAUCUCAGCAGCUCCCUCUGGUGAGCAGCUAGGAUCUCCACUGCACCCAAGGAGCAUUUGCAGACUCUGAACUCCUAUGCUGGGGCAGGAGAUCUGAAAUCUGCUCCCAGAGGACUGCAAGGCACCCACAGUCUAGGGGCUGGAAGUUGAGGGCACUGAGGCUCCUUCUCUGUCUAAAUUCAGAGACAGAAGUACAGAACUUGACGGGACUUCACAACUAGUGACAGAGAGGAAAAUUUCUAUUAAGGAGAGCUUGAGGGAAACAGACUGGAGCAUGGCUGCUGGGAUUCAGGACUGGAGCAGUGACAGAGACUAUGUAGGUAAGGGGGAACAAGAACUGAGAAAUAGGUAGCAGAAGGAGACAGAUCAGGUGAACCAUGAUGCUCAAGGGGAGAGAUGGAACAAAAAAGCACACAAAGAAUAG
Messenger RNA from Dromaius novaehollandiae (emu), 8006 nucleotides. Its product is annotated as sterile alpha motif domain-containing protein 9-like. Gene Ontology annotation, molecular function: protein binding. The transcript has 4 exons. The record is from RefSeq and is a predicted model, not a curated record. Gene Ontology annotation, cellular component: cytoplasm. NCBI's taxonomy places the organism in Eukaryota, Metazoa, Chordata, Aves, Casuariiformes, Dromaiidae. Bases 248 to 5032 code for a protein of 1594 amino acids.